Messenger RNA from Papaver somniferum (opium poppy), 941 nucleotides. RefSeq names its product probable glutathione S-transferase. Gene Ontology annotation, molecular function: glutathione transferase activity. The record is from RefSeq and is a predicted model, not a curated record. Bases 127 to 807 code for a protein of 226 amino acids. NCBI's taxonomy places the organism in Eukaryota, Viridiplantae, Streptophyta, Magnoliopsida, Ranunculales, Papaveraceae. Gene Ontology annotation, biological process: glutathione metabolic process. Gene Ontology annotation, cellular component: cytoplasm. The transcript is spliced from 2 exons.
CAACACUCCAUUUAAUAUUCAAUCUAUGGUGAUUGUAUCAAAGUAGAAGCUCAUUUCCCAAGCUUAAGCUCAUCAAGGUGUUAUAAUUUGGUAAACCACUCAGAUCUGAUCAUAAACAAAAACAAAAUGGAAGAAGAAUCGUCAGUGGAACUGCUAGGGGCUUCGCCCAGUCCUUUCAGUGAGAGAGUCAUUUGGGGUUUAGAGUUUAAAGGUAUCAAAUAUGAAUACAAAAAAGAAGAUCUAAAGAACAAGAGUGAAGUGUUAUUAAAGUCCAAUCCAGUUCAUAAAAGAACACCAGUUCUCGUCCAUGGAGGAAAACCCAUUUCAGAGUCCAUGAUUAUCCUCGAAUACAUUGAAGAAACAUGGCCGGAAAGUUACCCAUUACUACCCAAGGAUCCUUAUGAGAAAUCUGUAGCUAGGUUUUGGAUUAAAUUCAUAGAGGAUAAGGCUCCAAAUGUUGUAACACUGCUUGUAACAACAGGGGAAGAACAAGAAAAAGCACAAAAUGAAAUUUCAGAAAUGCUAAAAACUAUAGAAGAAAAAGGUGGUCUUGGGGAGAAGAAGUUUUUCGGAGGUGAUAUAAUUGGAAUGGUGGAUUUGGCAAUUGCACCCAUAGUUUACUGGUUGGGAGCAAUAGAAGAAGCAGUAGGAGUCAAAAUAUCUGAAGCACAUAAGUUUCCUAAAUUUCAUGAAUGGAUUGAAAACUUUAAACAAGUUCCUUUGAUCAAAGAGAACCUCCCAGACUACCAUAAUUUGUUGGAUUAUCUCAAAGGCAUAAAGGGAAGGGCCAUAGCAGCUUCUCCUUGAUGGUAUAUAUAUGACUAUGGGAUAGUAUAGUUUAUCUUGUAUUGAAAUAUCUAGUCUUUUUGUCGGAGUCUGAAUAAAUUAUCUUGUAUUGUUUGUUUCUGGGUCUCGUUUGAAUUUGAGCUUGGAUUUAGUAA